This is a messenger RNA of Notothenia coriiceps (black rockcod), 1826 nucleotides long. Its product is annotated as phospholipase D4. Gene Ontology annotation, molecular function: catalytic activity. The record is from RefSeq and is a predicted model, not a curated record. The coding region runs from base 124 to 1578 and encodes 484 amino acids. The transcript is spliced from 11 exons. Lineage: Eukaryota; Metazoa; Chordata; Actinopteri; Perciformes; Nototheniidae.
GCUGUGGUGUAUUCAGUAAAACAGAUAUCACUUCAGAUUCAUUUCUAGUGAAGCUGGAGGGGAAGAAGCAAGUGGCCUCCGACAUUUAUUAAAUCUGCUUUGUACGAGGAGCACUAAAAGAAAAUGACCUCUUUGUACAGCAGCCUUGAUGACAGCUAUGUUCCAAACAAAAGGAGGUCGACCAGCUGUGUGACAUUAGCUGUGAUUCUGGGCUGUCUGACCGUCUUGGGGGUCCUGCUGGCCAUCGCUGUGCUGGAAAGACCAAACCCCCCCAAAGACCAUGAGACACUUCCUCAGGGAGCUGGUGGUAGUGUUUUAUCUACAGACCAGUGCAGCAUGGCCCUGGUGGAGAGCAUCCCUCAGCACAUGAAGUACAAAGCCAAUGCUACGCUUGGCAUCCCUCUGGAAAAAGUAUGGAAAGAUCUUAUCUCCAUGGCAACGUCCCAAGUGGACAUAUCCUCUUUCUACUGGACUCUAACUGGGGAAGACAUUAACGUCAACUCUUCCUCUGACACAGCUGGAAGAGACAUCCUGAAAGCACUGGAAGAGUUGCCCUCCAGGAACGUAUCUGUCCGAGUGCUGACCAGUGUUCCCACUGUUAGAACAAACUCCACAGAUUUAGAGAUCUUAAAACAGAGAGGAGUUCGGGUGAGGAGGGUGAACUUUGGGCGCCUCACGGGGGGCGUCCUCCACAGCAAGCUCUGGAUUGUUGACAGAAAACACGUGUUUAUUGGAAGUGCCAACAUGGACUGGAGGGCCCUCACACAGGUGAAGGAACUGGGGGUGGUCGUCUAUAACUGCUCCAGUCUAGCAAACGACCUCCAUAAAAUCUUCAAGUCCUACUGGGAGAUGGGACAGUCCCACAGCUUUGUGCCACAGCCCUGGCCUGCAGAGUAUGACACUGCCUUCAACAAACAGCACCCCCUAGUGGUGAAAUGUGAUAAUAUCUCUAGCAGGCUGUACCUCACGGGCUCUCCACCAUCUUUCUGCCCUCCUUCGAGGACUCAGGACCUGGAGGCAAUUCUCUCCAUCAUCUCCGAGGCCCAACACUAUGUGGACGUAGCCGUCAUGGAGUAUUUCCCCACCACACGAUUUGAAAGGCCUCAGAGAUACUGGCCUAUCAUUGAUGAUGCCAUCAGAACGGCUGCAUUUGAGAGGAGGGUUAAGAUCCGGAUGCUGAUCAGCUGUGGGCGGGACUCUGACCCAGCCAUGAUGCCAUUCCUCCAGUCUCUGGCCUCCAUGGACAGCCCUCACCACAAUAUUAGCCUCCAAUUGAAACUGUACAUUGUGCCUGUGGGAAACCAGUCUGAUAUUCCAUACACCCGAGUCAACCACAAUAAAUACAUGGUGACUGAUAAAGUAGCCUAUAUUGGCACCUCCAAUUGGUCAGGGGACUACUAUAUGACCACAGCUGGAGUGGGUCUGGUGAUUUCCCAGCAUGCUCCUCACCAUUUAUGGAAGACCAAGGCCCUGCAGUUCCAGCUGAAGUCGGUCUUUGAAAGAGACUGGCACUCCGAGUUUGCUGUGCACCUCGCAGACCUGGGCAACCAGUCAGAGUGUGCACUAUCAAGACCAUAAUCCCCUUCAUACAAGUUGUACACAAAUCUUUUUCAUUAAGCGUCUUUGUAAAUAGAUCCCUGACAUCCAUAUGCAAGCUUGUAAGUUACAUAAUGUAAUGCACGUGCACCCUGAUAACAUUUAUAGAGCUAUCAUUUAUAUUUUUUGUUUUAACCUGAUUGUUGAAUGUAUGAUUAAUUAAUAUAUUGUAUAAUGAUUACAUAUAAAUUGUUAACAUACUUUAAAGAUUAAAUAUAUGUGAACAUCAA